CCUCGCGCCAAACCAAGUUUGAAUAGAAUUCCCGCCGUGCCACUGCUGCUUUCAGCGCCGCGAGUGUCGAGUUGGAGAAUUAUCAGUAUUUUCUUGUCUUCAGCGGAGAGGUUUUUCUAGUCCACGUUGUCUGCAGGCUACCAGCAUGCAGAUCUUCGUGAAAACUUUGACGGGAAAGACCAUCACCCUUGAGGUCGAGCCUUCCGACACCAUCGAAAAUGUCAAGGCUAAAAUUCAGGACAAGGAAGGCAUCCCUCCAGACCAGCAACGCUUGAUCUUUGCUGGAAAGCAGCUCGAGGAUGGUCGCACCCUGUCUGAUUACAAUAUUCAGAAAGAGUCGACCUUGCACUUGGUGCUGCGUCUUCGUGGAGGUGUGAUCGAGCCCACCCUGAGGAUCCUGGCCAUGCGCUACAACUGCGACAAGAUGAUCUGCCGCAAGUGCUAUGCCAGACUGCACCCGAGGGCCACCAACUGCCGCAAGAAGAAGUGCGGACACACUAACAAUCUGAGGCCCAAGAAGAAGCUGAAGUAAACUUUGGCGCUCUUUUACUUUCACACGGCAACCACCGACAAGUCAUAUUAUUGUGCCAUCAAAAAGCUCUGGUCAUUUUGAGAAUACUCAAGCUAUGUUACCAAAUAAAACGACCCUAAGUUAUACAAUCUAAAA
Neocloeon triangulifer is the source of this 667-nucleotide messenger RNA. Its product is annotated as ubiquitin-ribosomal protein eL40 fusion protein-like. The transcript has 3 exons. Bases 146 to 532 code for a protein of 128 amino acids. The record is from RefSeq and is a predicted model, not a curated record. Gene Ontology annotation, molecular function: protein tag activity; structural constituent of ribosome; ubiquitin protein ligase binding. Gene Ontology annotation, biological process: translation; protein ubiquitination; modification-dependent protein catabolic process. Gene Ontology annotation, cellular component: ribosome; cytoplasm; nucleus. NCBI's taxonomy places the organism in Eukaryota, Metazoa, Arthropoda, Insecta, Ephemeroptera, Baetidae.